Papaver somniferum (opium poppy) is the source of this 1858-nucleotide messenger RNA. RefSeq names its product probable leucine-rich repeat receptor-like protein kinase At1g35710. Bases 1 to 1341 code for a protein of 446 amino acids. The transcript is spliced from 4 exons. Gene Ontology annotation, molecular function: ATP binding; protein kinase activity. NCBI's taxonomy places the organism in Eukaryota, Viridiplantae, Streptophyta, Magnoliopsida, Ranunculales, Papaveraceae. Gene Ontology annotation, biological process: protein phosphorylation. The record is from RefSeq and is a predicted model, not a curated record.
AUGACGUACAAACAGGGGAUGUCCAAAACAAACUUUUACACCCCCUUUGAAGACUUGAUUCAUCUUCCAUUUGUCUUUCAAUUUCCAAAAAUAUUGUUACAACUAAUAUUGGUUUUGUUUUUGGUUUCACUGUACAAUGUUGGUGUUUUUUCUUUUGAUUCAUCGUCUUCAUUAAUUCAUCGAAAACACUUGAAUCCAGUAGGAGAAGAAAUAGAGUCUCUUUUGAAAUGGAAGUCAACCCUUGGUAACCAAACUCAGUCUUUCCUCCGUUCUUGGAGGAGAAGUUCCACUGCCAAUACAACAAAUCCAUGUAAAUGGCGCGGUCUCUCUUGUAACAAUCAAGGAAGUGUCACUGUAUUGAAUUUGACUAGUUCAAAUUUACAAGUCAUAAGAAAUCUCGAGAAGGCAGAUCAACCAACAACUGUAAACACAAGAAGAAACAUAUUCUCGGUAGAGAAUUAUGAUGGGAAGCUGGUGUUUGAAGAAAUAAUUGAAGCAACGGAAAACUUUGAUACCAAAUAUUGCAUUGGGGCGGGAGGAUAUGGGAGCGUCUUCAAGGCGAAGCUAUCGACAGGUCAGGUUGUUGCUGUGAAGAAGCUUCACUCGUCAGAUGAAGAUUCUGAAACACUUGAUCUUAAAUCUUUUGAAAGCGAAGUUCAAGCAUUGACUGAAAUCCGGCAUAAGAACAUUGUAAAACUCUUUGGUUUCUGCUCCAGCAUAGAGCGACAAAUCUCAUUCUUGAUUUAUGAGUUUGUAGAGAGGGGGAGUUUGAAAAAGAUUUUAUGCGAUGCGGAACAGGCGGUAGAGUUCGAUUGGAUAAAGAGGCUAAGAUUCAUCAAGGGAACAGCUGACGCGCUUGCUUACAUGCACCAUGAUUGCAUUCCAGCAAUAGUUCAUAGGGACAUAUCUAGCAACAAUGUCUUAUUGGAUUUCGAAUAUGAAGCUCGUGUUUCCGAUUUUGGUACCGCAAGGAUUUUGAAGCCAGACUCAUCCAAUUGGACAUCAGUUGCAGGAACAUACGGAUAUGUUGCUCCAGAACUUGCCUAUACAAUGAAGGUAACCGAGAAAUGUGAUGUUUAUAGCUUUGGAGUACUUCUGCUGGAAGUACUACACGGUAGACACCCAUCUGAGAUUAUCACACUACUCUCUCUUGAGCUCCUUCAAACGUCGUCUUCAACUUCGAAUGGUCUGGUAAAAAAUACAAUGCUGAAAGACAUCUUAGACGAGUGCCUUGAAGCACCAACGGAUGCUGUGAAGAAAGAGAUAAUGCACUUUGUAAAGGUUGGUCUCUCGUGCUUACGUGGUGAUCCACACACUCGUCAAACAAUGCAAGAAGCAUAGGUGGAGUUAUCACCAACGGAUUUGCAAUUAUAGUUGCUUAUGUUGAUGAUAUGAACAUAAUAGGCACUCUUGAUGAAAUGAGAGAAACCACUAGUUAUCUGAAAUCUGAGUUUGAGAUUAAAGAUCUCGGGAAAACUCGGUUUUGUCUAGGAAUUGAACUAGAACACCGAACCUCUGGAAUAUUAAUCCACCAGUCUACAUAUGUCCAUAAGAUACUCAGGCAAUUUAAUAUGGACACGGUGCACCCCGCUAGCACUCCCAUGAUCGGUCGAAGCUUAGAUGUGAAUAAGGAUCCAUUUCGUCCUAAGCAAGAUGACGAAGAAGUAUUAGGAGCUGAAACUCCUUAACUAAGUGCAAUAGGCGCAUUAUUGUACUUAGCACAAUGUACUCGACCAGACAUUUCAUUCUCAGUGAACUUGUUAGCUAGAUAUAGCUCUGCGCCAACGUAGCGUCAUUGGAAUGGUAUAAAGAAUGUAUUUAGAUACCUUAAAGGAACCAUUGACAUGGGUUUAUUUUA